CGUAAGAGCUGGCUAGCUGGGCGAAACAUUAAUUCGGAACGCAAUUUCUGCACAGUGCAGUUUUCCCGCCGGAGUCAGGGUGGGCAGCACCUUUCCGUAUUGCGCAUGCGCAGUGCCACUUACCUGGCAUGGAAGCGAUAGGCGUUCUGUGCUUGGCUGUGGUGGCCUUGGCAAGGAUCGUGUUCUGGGUUUGGGACUCCUCCGAACGAAUGAAGAGUCAGGUGCAGGCUGGCCUGUUGGGAAACGGAAGUCGGACCCUCCUGGUGAUCGCGCACCCCGACGAUGAAGCAAUGUUCUUUGCUCCCACUUUGCUAGGCUUGGCCCGCCUGAGGCACCGCGUGUUCCUGCUCUGCUUCUCCGCAGGAAAUUACUACAAUCAAGGCAAGAUUCGUAAGAAAGAACUUUUGCAGAGCUGUGAUGUUUUGGGGAUUCCAGCCUCCAGUGUAAUGAUUAUUGACAACAGGGACUUCCCAGAUGACCCAGGUGUGCAGUGGGACACAGAGAGUGUGGCCGGCGUCCUGCUCCAGCACAUAGAAGUGAAUAACAUCAACCUGGUGGUGACCUUCGAUGCAGGGGGCAUCAGUGGGCACAGCAACCACGUGGCUCUGCACACAGCUAUGAGGACCCUACACUCGGAAGGGAGGUUACCUGAAGGGUGCAGGGUACUCACCCUUCAGUCUGUGAGCAUGCUGCGCAAGUACAUCUCCCUUCUGGACCUGCCCUUUUCUCUGCUUCACACCGGUGAUGUCCUCUUCGUGCUCACCAGCAAAGAAGCAGCAAAGGCCAAGAGAGCCAUGUCCUGCCACCGCAGCCAGCUCCUCUGGUUCCGCCGGCUCUACGUGCUCUUCUCCCGCUACAUGAGAAUCAACUCUCUGCACUUUCUCUGAAGUCUGGAAGCCUUUACAGAUCCAAGGAAUAAGGAGUAAGAAGACUAGGAAGCCCGGGCCCUGGUCUGGAGCUGGCUCCUUUCCCAAAACCAAAGGAAACCCCAGGGUGGGGUGGCCCCCAGAAUUCUGCUCGUCAGAGCUACAGCCCCUAAUGAAAGGGAGGCCAUGCAGGCCAACAGGCUGUCUAAAGUUCACUCUUCCCUCUGGGGAGAAAAACAACACCGAAAACCAAAUAAACCCAAGGGUAAUAAUAGGUCCCCUGCUAGCUUCUCAAGUUCUUAUGGAAAACACUAUACAUGAGAGCACAAUGUACUUCAGACACCUAGCACAGAGCCUGCACUUACUGUGAAAGUAUGCUAAAAUCACUUACAGUGUGAUGCAACCCACUGAAACGGUUUCCAAAGCAGGCUCACCAAAUACACACACACACACACACACACACACACACACACACACAAAGAAAAGCCUAUAUUGAAUUAGUUCAACCAUAUUUCCAUUGAUUUAUCUUUGUGGGCUGUAUAUUGGAUUUGAAUCUAGAAAAAACCUGCUCUAUCUAACACCACGGUCACUGACGGGGCAUCGAAGCCCCGAUCCCUGUGCUGAGCAGUUUCACAGAGUUGCGUAAUUCGGGCCCUGCCCUCAGGGCACUUAUAAUCAAAGAUUCAGCUCUCAACCUUUUGGAACAAGCAGGAAAUAGGAAGAGAAAUCUGGACAUUUUAAAACACACACACACACUCAAGAACCUGAUGUUUUAAAAAAUUGUAUUACAAACAAAAGCAUUCUGAAAGAUCAGGCUUGGAGGCUACUCACAGAAUCCAGCUAAUAGUCCAGGGAAGUGGCCCAAGGCAGGGCAGCUCCACAGACUGGUGACCCAGGUGGGAGGCCAGAAUUGCCAGCAAAGUAACCAGAGGCAAGGUGCUUAACCUCUCUCUGCCUCAAUUCUCUCAUCUGCAAAACGGGGACAAUAAUGUGCCAACCUCAGAGGAAAUGGUGCCUGAAAGCACAUAGCAAAGGGCCUGAUGUACAGUAAAUGCUCAGAAAGAUGAGCCACAGCUAUUCUGAGAACUAAAGAGUAAGCAGGUGUUAAGCAGAGGGAGUAGCAUAAAUCAAAGGCCUGAUACAGAAGAAACCUUGGUGUGCAUUGUCCUUGUGUAUUCUCUCUGCGUGACAGAUGAGAAUUUCUGCCUGAAUUUCUGUCUUCAUAGUAGCAGGUUAGAGAGCUGCUUCUUGGGCCUCUUCACCCACACUUGCUUCCUGGUUCUGGGGCUUGCCAAUGUCUUGAAUGCCUCCUAGGGGCUAAAUGAGGCUGACAGAGCUAUCAGGCCCCUAGGCUGGAAUUGAAAAUGCAAAACUGGCUGUUACCUGUCUACUAAAGAUGUGUCACUAGCUCCUAAUGGCCUUCAUGUGAAAGUGACAAAAAAUAAGGCACUAACCCUGCUUAGAGUUUGGGGACUUGUUUGACUCCUAACCUGCUACUAGGAAGACAGACACCCACCGGCCUUUUGGGACAGCAAUUCUCAAUACAUGUUAAGAGCGUUUAAAAUACACAUACUCGAACCUAAGGAAAUAUUUAAAACAUCAAAAUUGUAUACAUAAAGAUCAUCACAGUAUUAUUUAAAAUAGCAUAAUGAGGAAAAUCCAGCGAUGUAAUCAUAUUUGGUAACAAGGAAAAAUGUUCAUGAUAUAUUAAAUUUUGAAAACCAGGUUAGGAAUGCUAAAAUUCAACAAUGACACACAUAUAUAUAAAAGUAUACAAACAAAUAUACAUAUCCGUGUGUGUGUGUGUGUGUGUGUGUGUGUGUGUGUGGCUAUGUAUCCAUAAGGUCAUCUUUCUACAAUAAACAUUUAUAAUUUUAAAGUAUUUUUGUUCAUGAAUAGCCUUUUAUUGUUUAGGCUUUUACAUUUGUCCCCAAUUUCUCUCCCUUUGCCUACCUCCACCAAGCCUCACCUCACCCCUCCUCCAAGGAAUCCCCAUAUCAUUGUUUGUGUCCAUAGGUCAUGCAUAAAUAUACUUUGGCUAAUCCCUUCACCAUCUUUCAUUGUGUACAAAUAGUUUUUAUGUGAGAAAAUAGCUUUUGAGAAAAUGUGAAGUUUUUAAAGAUGUAUAGUCAGUAUAAUUUUAAUUAUGUAAAGUGCUAGCCAUUUAUAUACUGCUGGUAGACAUAAAUGGUAUCUACAUACUCUUUAGUUCUCAGAUUACCUGUGGCUCAUCUUUCUUGAGCAUUUACUGCAUGUCAGACCCUUUGCUAUGUGCUUUCAGGUACCAUCUCAACUGCUGCAGAGGACAACUUGGCAAUUUCUAGUGAAGUUCUAUAUCCUCUGAUCCAGCAUUUCCACUUCUGGUAAUUUACGCUAUAGAUUUACUCAGGUGCCAAAAGAGGUGUAUAAGGGAUAGACAUUGAAACACUUUAUAAUAGUAAAAUACUGGUCCAGUCCAAGUGUUCAUCAAUUAAGGAUUGUCUAAGUAUAUUGUAGGUAAAACAGUAAAAUACCACAAAACUAUUUUUUAAAAUAAUUUUUUUAAAUAAAAAUUUGCCUUUAUUUUA
This is a messenger RNA of Phyllostomus hastatus (greater spear-nosed bat), 3433 nucleotides long. It is a transcript of the gene PIGL, whose product is annotated as phosphatidylinositol glycan anchor biosynthesis class L. Gene Ontology annotation, cellular component: endoplasmic reticulum. The transcript has 7 exons. Gene Ontology annotation, molecular function: N-acetylglucosaminylphosphatidylinositol deacetylase activity. Gene Ontology annotation, biological process: GPI anchor biosynthetic process. The record is from RefSeq and is a predicted model, not a curated record. Lineage: Eukaryota; Metazoa; Chordata; Mammalia; Chiroptera; Phyllostomidae. Bases 129 to 887 code for a protein of 252 amino acids.